AUGAGUCGGGCUAUUUUCUACAUGGCCCUCAUGGCUGCCAAAGCGCAGAUCUUUGCUUUCAAAGUGAGCUUCGUGUGUAGCGUUCCAGCAUCUUAUUCUAUUGGUAGCAUGAAGCGCUUAAUUCAAAUGAACUGUGACAAGGUCAAAAAGUCCAUCAAGGAUUUUGACUCUUUGGGUUCUGGAGACUCAGAAUUGGACAGAGGCCUGAUGAUGCUUCUGGGCGAUCAAUACAACAUAGAUAGCUUGCAACUGGACGGCACCGCGCGUGGGUCGCUGGAGCAAACCGAGGCGGCCAUGUGGAGGCUAUCCGAGAAUGAGACCAGCAUGAGAAUCCUUGAAGCUACCAACCUGGCAGUCAAUGCGUGGGGCUCUGUGAUGCUGCAGGGCCGGAAGUGCUGCACCUUACCAGGUCCACCAUUCUGCAUUGACACGAGCUGGUCUGCUUCAACUGUUGCUUUGCUGGUGCCAGUAGUUUGCCUUGCCAUUCUGUUCACGAUCUCCGUUGUCUCCUCUUGGAUACUGCCGCAGCCGACAAAGGAGCCUGAGCAAAUGACGGAGCGUGAUGAAACUUUCAUCAGCCGCCCUGGAUCCCGUACCCCUCGCGUGUCCUGCCGCAGCGAGCUGAAACAACAGCUGGAGCUGGAAUGGACUGAGCGCCAUUGCCUUCGUGUCCUACCUGGUGCCGGGGAAUUUGCGAAUUCAACGUCAAGCCUGUUCGGGGCGCUGAAGGAGUCCUUCGAUUUUCAAGUUGAUAGUGUGCGGAAUCAAUAUGAGCACCUGCUGUCCCUGUGGCGCUCCCAGUGUGCCAUGGUUGCUGAUCGCGCCAUGGGUGAGGGUUCAUCUGUCAACGAGGGGAUCAUGCUGCAAGAGGCCUUGGAUGACGGUAGGGCUGUGGCAGAACUUUACUACGAAAUGAUGGAUGGGUUCCUGCGCUGGCGGGCAAAGCUGGCUGAUCACGAGUCUGCUGCAGUGCCUCCGCUGUCCGAGGAUGAGCCUCGGCCUGUCGGGGGUGCCAAGUGGGAGCCAUUGCAGCGAGACUGGGCCAUGUUGAUGUUCUAUGCUGGAAGAGAGGGCCUGGACCCUGCUGCGGCUGCAGCCUCUAGGAACGGGGCGCCAAUCAAGUCGCCGUCCGGCUUUGUCAUUGCAAUCCUAAGCCUACAGUCUGAAAUGUCUCUGCUUCUCGGACGUUGCGCUCGGCAUGACAUGCGUACCACGUCUGCAGUCUACUUCAUCACAGAGCUGGCCUUAGCUGCAAACCCUGCAGACUUCGAGGAGGUCUACGGGGUGGCCAUCCCAGAGCCCAGCUUGCCAGGGGCCCCCUUCAGGAGCAACCUUUUCCUCGGCAAGAUCAUCCGUCCGAUCUACAAUGUGGUCUUUGAUGAGUGGUAUCAGUAUGUCGACAUAGACCAGAACACCCAGAAGGACAAAAAGAAGCUCAAACCUGGGCUUGACAAUUUUCUGCUGCCAGAUGCCGCAGCCUCAGGUUGGUCAAAUGACUCUUGCUGUCGCGCGCUGUCUCGCGGUCACUCUGUCGCUGCUCGCUCCUCGUUCACCUUUCAUCCACCUGCACAGGUAGCAAACUACGAUGAGUCUUGGCCCAGCAUCAGCUGUUUUGUCAGGCAUCUGGUUCUAGAAGUGAGGCCAUGCGAAAGGCUGCUCCACCCAUCCAAGGAUUGGGACGAAUUUUUCUGUGAUCCGAGCCGGAUGGUCGAGGGGUUGCUGCUUCAGGAUGGUACUCGCCUCUUCGACCUGCAGCAUGAGCGACGGUUUUUGGCGCUACCCAGUACCGUCACGGGUGAUCCAGAAACAUCUGCAGAUGGCAAGGUGCCUCUGUUAGGGCAAAGCGCGCCUGUACGCUUUGCCGCGGUGGCGUUGGUGGUGCCACUGCACGCCCUGCUUUGGGCUUGUGCACGGUGGCAAGUCACUGGGCGCAUCCUAAGGAUGCAAGCGCCCUGUGUGUGUGUUAGCAGAAGCAUUUGGAAGACGGUGUGGUGGACGCUGCCUAUCAUUACUUACGUGGCCAUUCGGGACUCCACACUGGGAGAUGACAGCCAAUUUGGCCUACCGCUUGCGCCCCUGCUUGUCUUGCACUUUGCGCUGUCCGGCACGGGGUUGAUCUACCUGCUGCUGAUCCCUUCUGGAAGCUGCUUGCGCAGCUGUGGCAGCCACUCAGACAAGAUGUGGGACUUGACUCCGGUCCCCUGCUACAUCCGCAUGGUGCGCUACCUGUUUUGGAUAUUAGUUUUCACGGUGAAGUUCAUGCUUGGGCUAAUAAUUUUCCGAGCCAUGUAUGAUGCAACCGUCGCUCUUCAAAUUGCUCUUCCUGGACGCGAAUCCGUGUCCGAACUGUCGGAGAUCUACUACAGCACUGAAUGGGGAUCAGACUUCCUCUUAUGGUUUGUGCUGUGGUUCACCACCCUGGUGCUCUUCAUCUCGGACACCCAGUUGUGGUUCACGUUAAUGUGCUCAGUGCUGGGCGUGGCAACCGUCUUUGUGCAGCGCGGCUGCCGAGUUGUCAGCUGGGCCCUAGAGGACUCCGUUGCAAAGCUUCCGGAGCGAUUCUCUCGCAAGGUCUUGCCGUACUCCUUUGCCGGCACUGACGGACGAUCAGGUGAGCAGGUGGCGCAGUUCUCCCCGUUCUUCCCUGCAAUCUGGGACAGGAUUUUAGAGUACAUGCGCUACGAAGACAAGAUUGACAACCACUUGAUGGGAGACCUGUCCUUCAAGUCUGGUGAGUCAGGGCAUCAGGUCUACUGGAGGCAACUGCGACAACCCUUGGCCAAGCGAAGGCGUGAGGCUGUCACUCCAGUAGCCGCUGCCGCUGCUGGCAUUGUCGUGGAGGAGUCCGACUUCAUGACUGGUAGCUAUGCAGCCACAACAGUUCGGGAGAAGCCUCCGCCGAAACCUCGGCGGAAGGUGAAGGUUCCUGACAUCUUCCGUGAGAAGACAGCUUUUGAAGUGGGUUUCAAGACGUACUGCUGCAUGCACGACCCGCACUGGCCAGCAAAUCCUGAUGUGCAGUGGCGGAUUCUGGCUUUGUCCAGAGGCCUUGGCCUGCCAGUGCCGCGACCCUUCCGGGCUCCAUAUUUUCCCGGACUCACGGUCUGCAUCCCGCACUACGGGGAGUCCAUCCUCAUGCUGAAGAAGGAGCUCUUCCAGGGCAGGGAAGAGACGGUCCCGCUCAUGGACUGGCUGGCAGCCAAGUACGAGGAGGAGUUUUUGACCUUCUCCAACCGAAUGCAGGUGAAGUGGGGCGAGAGCGGCUGGCCUGUGGCUGGAAGCCAGUGGGAGGAGUACACAGACCAGCAGUGGAGCAGGAUCAGUGCAUGGGCAUCCAUGCGCAUGCAGACGCUCUGGCGGACUGUUGCUGGCAUGUGCCUUUACCAUCCAGCACUUCAGUGCCACUGGGAGGUGCAAGCUGACCGGACGAGCAGUCUGGCAAAGCCUGGAAUUUGGAACCCCAGCGAUUGUUUCACCUGCCUGGUUUCCAUGCAGAUGUACAAGUUCUUUGACAAGACCCAGCUGGAGCACACCAACAGGAUGUUCGCAAAGUUUCCGGACUGUCUCAAGGUGGCCUUCAUCGAUUGCGAAGACAAGGGGAUCACAGCGGAGUCUGACCUAGUGCAUCCCAAGCAGAAGCGACGCUACUACAGCAGCCUCAUCGACGCUGCUUGUGAGGAUUUGCCCACAGGACUGAAGAAGGCAAAAUAUCGUGUGGAGUUGCCGGGCUAUCCUAUCCUUGGGGACGGCAAGGGUGACAAUCAAAACCAUGCCAUUCCGUUCAUGCGCGGGCUAUUCACCCAGUGCAUCGAUGCAAACCAGGGUGCGUACUUCGAGCAGAUGAUGCUGUUACCUUGUGCCUUGGGUGAAUUCCGCUCAAGGCGGAGAGGCGAUGGGAUGUCGAAGCGCAUCGUCGGCUUCCCAGAGCAUAUCACCAGUGAUAUUGGAUCAAUUGGUGACUUCGCGGCCUCAGCAGAAGUUGCUUUCGGGACAAUCCUGCAGAGAACCUAUGCCGUGCUGGGUGCCCGAAUGCACUACGGCCAUCCAGAUAUUAUGAACAAGCUCGCCAUGAUGCAGCAGGGUGGCGUGUCCAAAGCCACGAAGACAGUGAACCUGUCCGAGGACAUCUUCGCAGGUAUGGAUUUCACGCUCCGCGGUGAGGGGAGAUCCAUCAAGCACUCGGAGUAUUUCCACCUGGCGAAGGGCCGGGACCUGGGUUUCAACACAGUCUUGGGCUUCUUCUCCAAGCUGUCCUCGGGAACCGGCGAGCAGGUCUUGACGCGACAAGCUUUUCGGCUUGGUCAAGUUCUACAGCUUCCCGAGGCGCUGACUUUCUACUAUGCUCACGUGGGCUAUUACUUCACGCAGCUCUUCGUAUCGUGGAGCAUGCCCCUGCUGGUCUUUGUCUGGCUGCUAGUGCUGCUGGCAGAUGAGGUGCGCGGUGGCGUUUUUGAGGCUUUCCUCAACCUGAACCAGGAUACGCUGUCGUCAGCUGAAGUGAUGGCCAAAACAGUUGGAGUAUGGUUCUCCUGGCUGCUGUUGCUUUUUCUGGUUGCGACUUCGCUCCCCUUGCUGGCGGAGAUGUGGAUGGAGCGCAACUGCAAGGUUGCCUUCGAGCGGUUCUUGAAGCAGAUGUUUACCCUGUCACCGCUGAUGUUCAUCUUCCAGGCCAAGAUCAUUGGCCAUUACGUCAUCAACGAGAUCCGCUAUGGUGGGGCCACAUACGUCAACACAGGAAGAGGCCUGCCAACUGAUCGUCGCCCCUUCAUUGGCGAAGCCUUGCCUGGUAAGUUCCAAUUGAAAAAGGUGGGCGGGCUCUACCUUGACUAUGCAGCCAUAGCUUACUACGACGGUGUGACACUGCUGGCUGGAGUGGUGCUGAUCUUGAUCUCUGGCGGUGUUUCAGGUGCCGGGGAGUAUGCUGGAGAUGUAUGGUGGAUCUUCAUCUGCCUCGGGCUUACGGUGGCCUCCUGGCUGUGGGCACCCUUCAUCUUCAACCCAUACCAGUUUGUGUGGAAGCACUUCCGAGAGGCCGAUUGCGUUGCGCGUUGGCCUGCACGCACUCUCUCCGAGGACAAGCUGCUGGAAGCACUCACACGAAAGAUCAGGUGCCUGAGAUCACUGGAACUCGAGCCAGAGGAGUCCAAGAACUGGCAGGCUUUUCAGACGACAAAGGUUCAGGACUUCCUCCAGAACCCUGUGCUUCGACCUGCGGAGCGUCUCUCGGGCAAUCCGAGCAUCCUGGAGGUCGCGGGCGAGUUCCACCUCUUCUUACCCUGUGCUUCCGGCAUUGUCCACCUUUCCUCCCGCGAUGGAUUAUCAAAUUGGACCAUCACCGAGCUGGCGGUGGGUUUGCCGGGGGCUGUGUGCCCCUUUGUCCGAGUUGUGAAGGGCAUAGCGCACCUUUUUUACGAGCAGCGUGGGGAGUUUACCUUCCACCCUGCACAAAUUUUCCUUAAAACUGCGCCAGUGCCCGAAGAGUCAGCAGCCUGGUGCUGGAGCAAGCCCCAGAAAGUGCUGGAGCCUCAGCUGGAGUGGGAGAAAGUCGGGAUGUCGCGUGUUGGCAGCCCCUUCGCUGUGCACGACGAAAAGAGAGAACGUUGGUUGUUGUACUACUCCGCAUCCGUAACUUUUCUGACAGACGCCGGGCUUGACGAGCCCAUGUACAUCGGUGUUGCUGAAGCGCCAGCCCUCGAAGGGCCUUACCAGAGACUGUCGCAGACGCCGCUUUUCAGGACAGCUUCGGAUGUCCAUCCGCAGAUUAUUGGUGCAGGCUCGUUCAAGAUGAUUGAAGGUUUCGAAACACUGGAAGGGGAACCAAAUUCAGGAGACCAAUCACAGAGAAGGCUGCUAGCGCUGCAGAAUCGCAUCACCAGAACCGUCACCGGCGUCACCGGCUCCAGCAUUGCACUGCUGGCCAGUACAGAUGGCAUGUCCUGGAGUGUGCUUGAUGCGAACUUCCUCACCCCUACGGAGCGGCCAGGGUGGAAGAUGGCCUACAUGCUUGCCUUCGACACCAUAAUGCCUUCAUCUGAUUCCGAGCACAUAUUCCUGUACUAUCAUGCCCGCGAAGAGCACCCCGGCUCCCAAGGAUAUGUUGGAGUGUCACGAAUCCAGCGGUCAUUUCUUGAAGAGCUCGCUUGCAGCCAGGAUUUCCGUGGUCUUGUGGCCUUCUUCUUGGAGGCAAGCGGUCGCCACUGGGUGGAGUGGUAUGACCGUACUCAGCUGAAGCCGAGAAGCGCUGGACUUCAUCGGUCCAUGGUGGACAUCACGUUUGUAGUUGCCGUCUUCUUUCUAGCUGCAUGGUAUGCCAUGAUCAACAUGAAGAUCGAUGCCCUGAUGCUGGCCUACUCAGGUGCCGUCUCCGGCAAUAUGCUGCACAUUGCAGUGCUUCUGCCGCCGAUCGGCGCCUCUUCUGUGUACUGCAUCUUGGCCGUGCUCUUUGAGACGUUCGUCGGCUGUUCAUCAAUUCUGCGGCGUCGACUGCUAAGACCCAAGCGCUCGAAAGCGAAGAGCUUCAGAUUUAGCUCCGGCAAGUCGUCCGGCAGUGUGGAGGACUCUAAGCAUGCGAGACGAGACGUCGAAGCAGGCACACGCGAGUCAACAGCUGUCACGGAAGAGGAGGAAGAGGAAGAGGAAGCACCACAUGCGACAGCACAGGACCGAGAUGUGGCACCAGUGCCAGCCAGUGCUGCCCCACCAGCGGGCACGACGCCAGGUGUUGAGGCACCACCCCGACAAUGCUGUGAAUUCGGCAUACCGCUCACCUUCUCAGCGUGGACCGUAUCCAUCUUGGAUCUGGCAGAAGCAGUGUAUGCCAUAUAUAUCUUCAUCGUGAUUGGAUGGAGGAAUGCAUUUGUUGCUGGAUUCAUUCUGAAAUGGGGCUUGCUCGUGAUGUUCGUCUUCUUCGGCAGCCUGGAUGCAAAAGCACUGCAUGCACUUGUAGAGCAAAACCAGAAGGCGGUGUAG
Molecule: messenger RNA, 6969 nt
Organism: Symbiodinium pilosum
Lineage: Eukaryota; Dinophyceae; Suessiales; Symbiodiniaceae
Source: the annotation of a GenBank genome assembly